Messenger RNA from Hibiscus syriacus, 4792 nucleotides. RefSeq lists its product as uncharacterized. The coding region runs from base 561 to 4556 and encodes 1331 amino acids. NCBI's taxonomy places the organism in Eukaryota, Viridiplantae, Streptophyta, Magnoliopsida, Malvales, Malvaceae. Gene Ontology annotation, biological process: RNA processing. The transcript is spliced from 9 exons. The record is from RefSeq and is a predicted model, not a curated record. Gene Ontology annotation, molecular function: RNA binding; metal ion binding.
AACUCAUAAGCAGAAAUCACAUCCAAAACUCAGAGGAAGAACCCAAAAGGAAAAGCUUCGAUUAGGGUUUAUAAGCCCCACUAAAACACCUUUGUUUUCCCCCAAAACAAUGCUCUAAACUCUAUAAUCAUCAAAAUCCUAGGGUUUUCCUCUCCCACUUUUUAUUGGUAAUUUCGAGACUUGAGUUGUAGGUCAUACCAGUGCUACCGACUUUUGUUCUAAAACUGUUUGGUUAAGUAAUACUAUUUUUUAGAUGUAUGCUCAAGAGAAUCAAAAUCCUCAGCCUGGGCAGGGUACUCAAAAACCCAUGUCUUCUCCUUAUCAACAGCACCUGCCGGGUCCACCUCCUCUACCUCAAUUCCAGCUAGGCCCUUCAAGCUUUACAUAUCAACAGCAUGGUCCUGCUGCACCUCAUCAAAUUCCACCUGGUGGUAGGUUGCCAAAUACAGGUCAAUCUUAUCUAUACCCACCUUUGCAGGUUCACGCAGGUGCGUCAUUGCCUCCUCUGUAUCUGAGUACUCUACAGAACUCACAACAUAAUUCACAGUUAGGUACCCAGAAUGCACUUAAUAUGCCACAGCCAGUGCUUCCUCCUAUUAGUACAUCUCACCCAGAAGUUUCACAGACCCUGCCACCCUCCUCGAACAUUACCUCCUCCACCACCUCCUCCACCACCUCCUCCUCAAUCACCCCCACUGCCACCUCUACCCUCCUCUCCACUGCCUAUCCAACCAUCUCCUCCACCUUCCACCUCUGUUUCCAUUUCAUCUUCUAAGCCUGCCCAGAAUGAUUCCAGCUUGCCCCGUAAUCUGGAUAAUGAUGGGUCUAAGUUAAGUACUUCAGGUUCCAUGGACGAAGCAGUGACUCCAAAUCAGGUCAACCCUGAUUUAAUUGCAGAUGAUGACUCUCUGAAUAAGGUUGGGGGAAAUGCCUGCAAUGUGAGUUUUAUGGUUGGAGAUAAGCUAUCAUUACAAGAAGGUUUGAACGUGGAUGUAUCUUCCCCUCAUCGUAAGCCAACAGAUAAAAAUGUCGUUGAAAGGAUUAAAGCUUUAUGCGCGUGCAUUGCUAAGAAUGGUCCUGAUUAUGAGGAUGUGGUUCGUAAAAAUGAACAUAGCAAUCCAGAGUAUGCAUUUCUGUAUGUUGAUGAGCCCGGAAGUGAGGAUGCUAUAGCGCAUGACUUUUUCCAGUGGAUGAAAAAGAAAAGUAUUUUGACCUGUAAAGUAGAUGAACAGAGAGACGAUUCAUCUUUGAGGCCUUCAGAAAACGUGUCUCCGGAGCAACCCUGUCCUUCGGUGAUUGCAGCUGUAUCUCAUUUGCCUGGUGAUUCUGACAUGGAGAUGGAAGAUGAUAUCACCCAAAUUGAUGAAGACCAGGGAAUGAAUAACUCAUCCAAAGGCCUGAACAGUCACUGUGAUAUCUACAACAGCAUGAUUAAUGUUGAAGAGCAGUACUGUCACCCAGUGCAAAUAUCAACAGAUGGCAAUGCAAUCAAGGACAUUUUAUCAGAAAAAGAAUCAGCUGCUGGUAGUUCAAGAUUGGUUAAAGAAGAUCCUAAAGGUAUAAAUGCUAACCCAAUGGCAUUUGGUGCAUCUGUUUCCAAAAUUAAUUCAAUCAAGUCAACUGUACCUUCUAAACAACCUCUUGUCACAAGUUUGGAUAAAUCAAAUACUUCUGUUCAACUUGCAGAAAGUGGCUGUCCAUUCAGACUUAUACAAGACUAUGCUUCUGAUGACAACUUAGAAAAUGUUGAGGUUGGUUCUAGUGUUGAUAGCGAUAAAUUACGAAAGGAAUCUAGUCUAGAGGAAGAAAAUAUGACUCUUGGUUCUCAACAUAAACUGGACAAGUUUGGGCGUUUGAUCCGGGAUGGUGCUAGUGCUAGUGACUCAGAUGAUUCUUGCGAUAUUGGGAAGUAUAGAAGGGGAAGACCUCAGAGCAGAAAUCAGAGCCAUUCAUCUCUAGAUAAAAGGAGAAGAAGUCCAAGGAAGAGAAGGAAGAAGCGCAGCCUAUCUCGCAGUUGGUCUUCCAGAAACCGGAGAAGCAGGAGCAGGUCUCCCAGAAACCGUAGAAGCAGGAGCAGGUCUCCCAGAAACCGGAGAAGCAGGAGCAGGUCUCCCAGAAACCGAAGAAGCCGGAGCAGGUCUCCCAGAAGCCGGAGAAGCAAGAGCAUGUCUCCCAGAAACCGGAGAAGCAGGAGCAUGUCUCCCAGAAAUGGGAGAAGCAGGAGCAGAUCUCCCAGAAAUCGGAGAAGCAGGAGUAGAUCUCCUAGUUUUCAGCACACAGAUGAAUUCUGUGGUGAAAAGAAGAGACGAGUGAAGGGACAGAUGCCAUUAUGUUUUGACUUCCGUCGAGGGAAGUGUUACCGUGGAGUUUCUUGUCGUUAUUUGCACCACGAUCCUGGAAAGAGUUAUGAAUCAAGGUGGCAAAAGAGCAAACAACAUCUGGAGUUGCCUCAUACUUCUAGGACUAAUAAUGCCUGUGAAGAGAUCAAGCAGAGCUCUGAGAAAGGAGAAGAUUCUGGUGAUGGAGUUGUUCAUUAUCAAGAUAUUCGGUCCAAUGAGUAUCACAUGGUUAAAUCUGAUAGAUCUAGAGACACCCCGACCUCUUUAUUUGAAACAAACUUGUUAGAAAAGCAGGAAGGGCCUAAUGCUGCCAGUUAUGAGAAUUGUCUAGAAGCAGCUGCAGAAUCUCAACACCUCUCAACUAUGGAUUGCUCAUCAGUUGGCAAGACGGAUACACUGAAGUCUUGUGCUAAUGCUUCUCAGCAAGUACCUGCUUCUUCGUUCAGCCCUUUAGAUCCAGUGUGUCAAAAUGCUAAUUGCCAACCUCAACAAUCAGAUAACUCAUCCAUGUCUGAUUCUUUACCGUGUAAAACAUCUAAAUCGUCGGUAGAUAUGCUUCCAGACAGUAAUGUUCAUCCACAUUCAACGGAGUUACAUAACCGUCCUUGCCAUAUAUCCUCCCCUUCUGUCCUAUGCUCUUAUGGUAAAGAUAAUGCAUGUGUGAAAGAGCAGCAAACUUCAUCUUCUAUGCUUCAAUCUUCCAGGGAAAGCUUUCCUUCUUACAUUUUACCUAGCCAAGAGUCUUACUUUGCUCUACAGCCAAAUUCUUCUUUGACUUCCUUACCUCCACCUCCACCUCCACCUCCACCUCCACCUCCACCACCAUCAGUGGAUUCAACUGUAACUCCCUGUGUUUCUUCACAUUUUCGGCAGAGUUACCUUCCUCUGAGGAAUGAUUUUGGUUCCCAGAUUCUCCAAAGACCUUACCUUACUAAAUUGCCUGCAUGUUCUCAAUCUGAUGGGUUUCAACAGCGAGCUUAUCUUCCAAUUCAGGAUGUUAAUCAACCUAUCUUGCAGGCUUCUUUACCUGUGUAUAACCUGCCCGGAGCUCCUAGUAUGUCAAGAGAUGAUGGUUUAACACAACCUCCAACACAGAAUGUUAUUACUUCAAAUUCCUUUUCCCAGAGCAAUAUUCAUCCUCAUGCUCUACCCUGUUCAGAACAGUUGCUGGGAAACAAAAUGCAACCAUUUUCCUCUGAGAUUGUGCCACCAGGUGGACUUUCUUACUCAUUUUCAUAUAUUAAUCCCUAUGCACAGCAGCAACCACCACACAGUUCACACCACUCUACAAUUGAUGGUAUUUGUAAUCUUGGUGGAAAGAUGAAUUCUUCAUUAAAAGUUCCACCAAAUAUUGAGGACAUCCCACCCCACAGAGUUGACAUUGGAGGAUCAAGUAGAUCAAUUCCUAAUCCAAAUGCAUCGGCUCUUCUUCAGCCUAUGAAUACCAAUUAUGAUUCUGAUGUUCUCUGGAAAGAAAAAGAUAUAGCCUACAAUAGAAUUCCUUUCAGUUUGGCUAAUGAUUCAGUUCAUGAGAGAGGUAUUGUAUCUCAACAAGCAACAUUGUCACCCUAUUCUUCCAGGGCCUUUGGGCAGAAUUUUCAUAGAACAGGUGGUGACCAAUAUGAUCCACUCAUUGAUAGCAUUGAACCAUCUUCAAGUUUAUUGAGAAAAAACAAUUGUAUUCAAAAGUUGGAAGUAACAGGUGACUCUGACAUUGUGUUGGGGCUUACUGGUUCUGACAAGCCACUGAAUGUGGGGAAAAACAAUCAGAGGAAAGAUGCUGCAGCUGCUGCUUCUGUGGUAGCUGCAGGGAAGGAGGAAUUUGGAGAGACUGCUGAUGGUGAAGUUGGGUCUGUUGAGAGUGGAAGCCCUAGUAAUCCAGUUGAAGCUAACAUGGCUACUAGUGAGGUUGAGAUUGACCAGAUAAAGUCUCCGGGGAAGAGCAAGAAGAGCACAAAUUCCAGAUCGAUGAAGCAUUUCAAGGUUGCCCUUGCACGUUUUGUGAAGGAGCUUUUAAAGCCAUCAUGGAAACAGGGUAAUAUGAGCAAUGAGACAUUCAAGACUAUUGUGAAGAAGACUGUUGAUAAAGUAUCAGGAGCUAUGAAGAGCCACCAUGUGCCCAAAUCUCGUGAAAAGAUCGAUCGUUACAUCAAAUCAUCUCAGCAGAAAUUGACGAAACUUGUGAUGGGUUAUGUUGAUAAGUAUGUUUAUGUGUAAGAUGGCAUCGAUGUUGAUCCAAAACACUUUCAUCAACAGUGGGUCGAGAAAAAGACAAGAAAUUUUUGAGUUGGUGGUGCUAAAAACUCGGUGUGUAUAGUUUUGUAAUGUUUGGAUAAUUUUAUGAAGAAAAAAAAAGAGGUGAAAAUGACGAGAUACGUUACGUUACGUUACUCGAAUUCAGAUGCGAGUCCGACACACAUGCUUAAAAGAAUUGAGUAAAAAAAAUAAUGUUA